AUUGUAAAUAAACUUGUUUAGUGUUGCAAUCAACGGGUAAAUCUUCGAACACUGGGUAUUUUAAUGGCCGAUAGGCAGAGUCGUCAAUUUUUAAGAUCAAAUUAAACCCCAAAAGUAAUACGUAUUGAACUUGCCUUGUUUUUAGUUAUCGUAUCGUGAUUGUUAGUUUGUGUUAUUGUUAGGUUUAUUUGGACUAAAAAUCAUGUCUAGAAGGAAGAAAAGUGAGUGUGGGACUUUUUUACAAAGGAAAAUGACGAAAGCCUUUUUGCUACUUGCAAUAUAUGCAAAAAACGACUAUCAAGAGGUGGUAAGUCACAUACCACAUCCAACUUGUUUAAACAUAUUAGGACUUUUCAUGCUCUCGAAUUUAAUAAACUUAAACAUCAAAAACAGGAAAAUGACCAGCUUCUAGGUUAUGAUGAUGAAGAUGUAGGCCUAGAUCAACCUGGUAGGCCUAGUACUAGUCUUGGAGCAUCUAGGCCUACUUUAUUCAACUUUGGUAUUGGUACUAGCACUAGCCAAACUUGCACAGAACCAGUUGAAAUAGAGAUCCCAAGUUUGACAAGUCCUAAACAAACUGCUUCGGAUAUUUCCGGUCCAUCUAGUAGUGCAAGUGUGGUUUCCCCAAAUUUUAGUACCACAUCUAUUACUCCACCUCAAAAUUCAGAGUUAGGCCUAUGUACAAAACAACCUACUCUAAGUGGCUUUAUUAAGCGAAAGGCAAAAUUGAGUCAAGAUGAUGCGAAAGCUAGGGCCAUCACAAAAAAAAUAGGGGAAAUGAUUUGCCUCGACAACCAACCGUUUAGUAUUGUUGAAAACCUCGGCUUCACCCGACUCGUGAACUUUUUAGAACCUAGGUAUGACAUCCCAAAACGCAAGUAUUUCACCACAGUUGAAGUACCUAGGCUUUAUGAACAAACUAAAACAAUAGUUUACAACCUGGUACAGACAGCAGAACAUGUCAGUAUUACUACUGACCUAUGGACGUCUACCGCCAAUGACGAAACUAUCUAAGCGUAACAUGUCAUUUUGUAACUGAGGGAGAAUGGAAUCAUAUAUCCCUCGAAUGCAUUCCAUUUCCUGAAAUAAGCCACUCUGCUGAAUCUAUAAGCAAGUUCUUAACCGAAGUCCUCAAGAAAUGGAACAUUUAUGACAAAUUGCACGUUGUUGUAAGGGAUAAUGGUAGGAAUGUGGUAGCAGCUAUGUCGUCGGGAAACUUUGAAGGCAUACCAUGUAUAGCACAUACAUUACAACUAGUUGUUAAAGAUGGCCUACUUAACCAAAGAGCUAUUCAGAAUAUGAGUUCAUCUUGUAGACGACUGGUUGGCCACUUCAAACAUUCAGCACAAGCCUGCAAGAUGCUGAAAUCUGCCCAGCAAACUUUAGGCAUAAAACAACACAAGCUGGUGCAGGAUGAACCCACAAGGUGGAACUCCACCAAGCAUAUGAUGGACCGCCUUUUGGAGCAAAGGCGAGCAAUCAUGUACAUUGUGCCUGACUUAAAAAGACCAGUCGAAUUAACAAACCAAGAUUGGGAGCUAAUGGCUAGUGUUGUAAAACUAUUAAAAAUUUUUGAUGAUGCUACUUUCCAAAGUAGUUCAGCACAAACUACCAUCUCUGAGAUAAUCCCUAUUGUAAACAGUGCCAAAAAGGAGUUGGAAAUGUUACAAUUAACACCUAGUAGUAGUGUCGUGACAUUUUCAAGGGACCUGAUCGAGUCCCUCAACAAACGGUACAAUGACCUGGAGGAAGUAAAAGCAUACUCUUUGGCUACCCUCCUAGAUCCCCGUUUAAAGGGGAGUGUUUUUGUUAGCCAGGACUGUUUAAACAAUGCAAAGUCACAGCUCCUAGAAGAGGCCAAAAUGAUUGAUGGGAAUGGGACCACCCCACAACUAACAACAGGGCAAACAAAAACAAAUCAACAAUCCUCCACUUCAAGUUCAACCAAAUCACCUGUUGCCAAUGAGACACUGAAACUGACCAUGUGGAAGAGAUAUUCCGUACUUAUGAAUGAAGCUACAGCUACCACAUCUACAAUUGACAUGUCCGCUGAAAGAGAAGUAAACCAAUAUCUACUCGAACCUUUGGCUAGCCCCGAACAAAAUGUCUGUGAAUAUUGGACAAGUGUUAAUGCAACAUACCCUAGACUAAGCAAGUUAUCAAAAAAGUACCUCUCUGCCCCUCCUGCAACCGUGUUCUCAGAGAGGCUUUUCUCCACCUCUGGGAUCAUUUGUGAUAAAAAAAAGAAAUAGACUGGACCCUCAGAGAGUUCAAAUGCUUGUUUUUUUGAACAGAAAUCUAAAGUACAAUGCAAACUUCAACUUGUAAUCACAUUCUAUUGAUUUUAUACUCUGCAUUUUGUUAAAAAACUAAACAUGUUUUUUUUAUAGCCUAAUGCAAACAAAAUCAAUUGUCAAUAGAAUAUUACAAAUAUUAGUCCUACCAUUGUCAAUAGUUUGUUAAGAGGGUUCCCUACCCCCAUUGAAA
Messenger RNA from Macrosteles quadrilineatus (aster leafhopper), 2487 nucleotides. RefSeq names its product zinc finger BED domain-containing protein 4-like. The coding region runs from base 1203 to 2252 and encodes 349 amino acids. The transcript is spliced from 2 exons. Gene Ontology annotation, molecular function: protein dimerization activity. Lineage: Eukaryota; Metazoa; Arthropoda; Insecta; Hemiptera; Cicadellidae. The record is from RefSeq and is a predicted model, not a curated record.